Molecule: messenger RNA, 1113 nt
Organism: Drosophila ficusphila
Lineage: Eukaryota; Metazoa; Arthropoda; Insecta; Diptera; Drosophilidae
Exons: 2
Coding region: 172-1017 (281 amino acids)
Source: RefSeq, a predicted model, not a curated record
CUCCUGUCAGUUCCGGAAAUCGAGAUCAUGCUGUAUUGCCAGGCAAUGUGCCUAAUCCUGCCCAGCAUCGGCUGCAUUUCACGGAGCCAUUUGAUCAUGCCAAGCGAAGGGAUCGAUUGAGGCUUUUCGAAUGGAGUCAGAGUGGGAUGUCUUCCAAUAUUCGAUCGGAAUAUGCCUGGCCCGAAAACGCUGCUCAUCACGCUGCUACUCCUGCAUGUGUUCCCCCGCCUGGAGAGUUUCCACUACCGAUCCGCCCAACCGAAUGCUAAGCACUGCCUGUCCAGCUUGUACGGGGAUGCCAGCGCGGAUGGAGUUGGCAACGGGGGAGAUUCUGCCGGGUGCAAAGAGGCGGCCAAGCAGAAGACUUGCCCCCUGGCUCGCGGUGAUCCCAAGGCCAAGGCCUCGAGCAUUGCCCAGAAGGCCGCCCAGGAGGCGAAGGCCGCCAGCGAUUCCCAGAUGGCGGCUGCCGAAGCGGCUGCCUCGCAGGUCAAGUCCGAACUGGCCGCCAAGGCGGCCCAAUCCGCUCGGGCGGCGGAAGCAGCUCUGGCCGGCAAGCAGCAGAUCAUGGAGCAGCUGCAGCAGGAGAUGACCGAGGCGGAUGCGGUGGUCAGCGAGGUGACCUCAUCGCUGCAGAAUACCCAGGCGAAUGCCAAUGCCGCCGCUGCCGCCGCGCACGAGGCCCAAAAUCAGCUAUCGAUGCUAAAGAAUCUCGUCAUGGCGGCCACCGCCAACUUGGCGAAUAUCGAGAACGUGGCCAGUGGCGCUCAGCAGGAGCUGGCCGAGAAGACCCAGCUCCUGGAGGCCGCCAAGCAUCGGGUGGACAAUCUCGGCCGCCAGAUGUCCGAUGCCAAAUCGGACUUCGAGAACACCAAGCAGGCGGCCUACAAGGCAGCCUGUGCCGCCGUGGAGGCCAAGCAGAAGGCCCAAAGGGCGCGGCGGAUGACCCACCACCAGCAGAUGCGCUGGUCGCCUAGGAAGUUGGCCCCCAAGUUCGUCAGCGGGACAGCUAAAGAAUAGCACCGAACUGGAUUAUUCGAUAUUUAUAUAUUUUGUUAUACGGUUCACUUUCGGUUUUAUAUUUUGCUUGAUAUUAAAGGUUUUAGUUUUUAGGAA